Messenger RNA from Daphnia carinata, 984 nucleotides. Its product is annotated as myelin and lymphocyte protein-like. The coding region runs from base 245 to 805 and encodes 186 amino acids. The transcript is spliced from 5 exons. The record is from RefSeq and is a predicted model, not a curated record. Lineage: Eukaryota; Metazoa; Arthropoda; Branchiopoda; Diplostraca; Daphniidae. Gene Ontology annotation, cellular component: membrane.
AACGCCUCCAUAAAACAAGUCCCUUCUCUCCGUUGCCGCCCAUUAUGUUGGGCGGCGUGCCUACCUGUUGAACGCAGCACGCGCAACGUUACGAUCCUACCAUCCCAGUGUGUUCGUGACGAGUGUUGGUGCGAGUGACGGUGCUAAGCUUCUGUCAUCAAAUUUCAUCCAAUUCGACACUCGGAUUGUAAUUUUUGAAGUACUCAUUGUAUGUUUGUUAGUUCACGCCGAGUGAGAAACGAAUAUGGAGUCGGAAAACGGAAUGAGGAAGCAUCAGCCGGCAACAAUCACGGUGUACCCACAGCAUCAGCAAGUGAUUACCACCGUCACAGUACAUCCGAAUGAUCAACCACCAGUUUCAACUGAACCGGGUGUUACGUACGUUCAACUCAAUCCAGGGCAUUUCACUACCCUCGGUGGCAUUUUAAAACUGAUCCAAAUCCUCUUUGCCGUUAUUUGCAUGUCAUGCGCCUCACCAGCCUGGAAACCUGGAACUUCUUGGUUUCUCUUUGUGGUCGUUAUCUGUUUCAUCUUGACACUGUUUUGGAUUUUUGCUCAUCUGUUGUCACUUGUCAACAGCCUCAAAAUUGGCGCAUCUUGGCUAUCCAUCGAAUAUGGAUACAACAUAGUAGCAUCUUUGCUCUACUUCACAGCUUUCAUCGUCCAGCUGGCCGUCUGGGCUCCGGCUUCCAGCUAUUUCACCAAUUCAAACGUCGCUGCUGGGGUCUUCGCCCUGUUCAACUUUGUCGUUUACGCUUGCGCCACUUUCCUCCUUCACAAGGAAGUGAAAAAUCAACCGAAAUAACUGUGACAUCAUUUGCCCCCUCUCAUGUUGUUGCCACACAUACACACACAUCACUCACGCAAUUGUUCGAUUAAUGGUUAUUUGUUUAAAUAUUAUAACUAUAUUAGGCGUCAUUGUCUCUUACAAAUAAAUGCUUCGUUUUUUUUCUUUUGAAAAAUAAACUAUUAAAUGUUUGACUA